Messenger RNA from Aspergillus thermomutatus, 5466 nucleotides. RefSeq names its product putative ABC bile acid transporter. Gene Ontology annotation, molecular function: ATP binding; ABC-type peptide transporter activity; ATP hydrolysis activity. The transcript is spliced from 5 exons. Lineage: Eukaryota; Fungi; Ascomycota; Eurotiomycetes; Eurotiales; Aspergillaceae. Gene Ontology annotation, biological process: transmembrane transport. The record is from RefSeq and is a predicted model, not a curated record. Gene Ontology annotation, cellular component: membrane; fungal-type vacuole. Bases 1 to 5466 code for a protein of 1821 amino acids.
AUGAUGGAUGACGGUUGUACUGCAGAAGUUAUUGCCAACCGCGAUGAGCCCAUUCCCGUCAUCUCGGUCAAGAGACAUGACACCAAGUCACAUCGGCAUGGCAGGUCAGAGUCUUUGCAAGACAAGUUAUUCUCCAAGUUGACUAACAAUGUUAAUGCAAGGCUUCUGGAGCAAGUCAUCCCCGCAGAAGAUGUAGACAAUGAAUCAGUGUCGGGAGGCGACAAGCGUACGAUUGCAGAUGUCAAGCGGCCUGCCUUUAGCCUUCCUUUGAUGGCUAAUAAUUUUCGUCGCUUCAACGCCAGGAUCGGGGUCGUUUUCCAUUUCCAGAACCGAAUUGAACGCCUGCUAAGCUGGAGAAAAUCCUCCCAUACAUUUUCUUUCCUUUUUGUCUAUUCGUUCAUAUGCCUGGAUCCUAAUCUCCUGGUGGUACUCCCCAUCACUGUCAUUCUACUCUUCAUCAUGGUCCCGGCCUUCGCGGCACGCCAUCCACCUCCUCCUUCAAUGUCUACUUCCAGCACCACACCAUAUUACUCAUACCAGGGUCCUGCACUUGCGCCUGCAAAGACUAUCAAGCCAGCGUCUGAGACAUCGAAGGAUUUUUUCAGAAACAUGCGCGAUCUUCAGAACGUCAUGGCCGACUUCUCUGAUGUGCACGAUGCGACUAUCUCUCUAUUUGCACCCAUGACCAACUUCUCGAAUGAAAAGCUCUCAUCCACUGUUUUUCUCAUGCUAACAAUCACUGCUGUACUACUGUUUCUGACAGCACAUCUCUUGCCGUGGCGGUUUAUUCUACUACUCGGUGGCAAUGCGGCCGUCCUAUCCAGCCACCCCGGCCUACAAGAAUUCUUGCAGAACCUCCUAGGAGACAGUAGCGGCGAUGUGAAAGCCGAACCGCAGGCUGACCGAGCGGGAAAAAAGAACACUCCAGACAUGUAUGGGUUGGCGUUGCCGUCAAACCCAUCCGCCGCCGUAGCGUUGCUUGAUUCAUUAGCUGAUAUUUCUCUGGAUUCAUAUCCCGAAGAGCGUGAGGUAGAGAUUUUCGAGAUCCAAAAUCGCUCCCUAGCUCCUUAUUCCGAAUCAGAGUGGGAUCAUUUCAUUUUCAGUCCGGUGCCAUACGACCCCUUGUCACCGUCCCGAAUCGCAGGAGACCGCCCGAGAGGAUGUCGUUUCUUCGAAGACGUUCAGCCUCCACCUGGCUGGGCCUGGAAGACAAAGAAGUGGAAGUUGGACCUUGACUGCCGCGAAUGGGUUGUUGAGCGCAUGAUCACCGGAGUAGGCUUUGAGAUACCCGGAGCUGGCCCAGAAGGAAGCAUGGCCAGUGAAGAGAUUGGAGGCUGGGUUUGGGAUCUACCUUCUCAAUCUCCGUCCAGAGACGAGGACGCCGUGGCGACUGCACUAGGGUAUCAAGAUUAUGGCUCAGCCUCGAAGCCCGCCUCAACUCAAGAGAAGAAGAAGAUGCAGAAAGUGAAAAGGCUGCCUGCGUAUUAUGUUGCGGCCGGUGCCGCUUUGGCUGGAUGUGUAACUAUAUUGCUCAUGCCUCUUCGCGAGCCUUCAUUUCCCUGCUAUGCUAUUGCUGCUGUUGGACAACCCUCAUCCAGCGACUUUCGCAGCCCAGAAGACAAUCUGAGAUUGUGGCAAUUCCUCAGUGUGUCAUGGAUGGCACCGCUCAUCUCUAUUGGAAGGAAACGACGAUUGGACGAGAAUGACGUCUGGUUCCUUGGCUUCGAAUUUCAACAUCGCAGGUUACAUGAGAAGUUUCGUCGACUUAAAGGCUCAGUGAUUGGUCGUCUGCUUCGUGCAAACGGAAUUGAUAUUGCGAUUGUUUCCACCAUUGCAAUUGUGCAGAUGAUAUGCGACUUCGCGACCCCAAUCUUGUUGCAGCAACUCCUUCAAGCCAUGCAGGACAUGAGCUCAGGGAAACGUCCUGCCAUGACGUAUGCGCUGGUCACUCUCGUCCUUCGUGUGGUUGCGGCGCAAUCGCAAGUUCUCAACCUUUGGUACGGUAGACGAUGCUACGAAAGGAGCAGAGGGGAGAUGAUCAUGAUGGUCUAUGAGAAGGCACUCUCCAGGAAGAACAUUUUUGAGCCUCAGUUAGAACAAAAGGAUGAAGGGGUCGCAAACGAAGAGCCUGACGAAGAAGAUGCCGAAAAUGAAGUGGAGAUACCCAACCCCAAGCGAAGGAGACUUUGCGGCAUAUUCUCUGGGCGCCAGCAAACCACGAAAAAGGCGGCUAAAUCGGCUGCCUCGAUGGGCAAGAUUUUCAACCUGCUACGUGGUGAUGUCUACGAAGUCGCCCAGCGGUUUUGGGAAGUCGACUCCUUGAUUGACAAACCUCUAGGACUUAUCAUUGCAACCGUGCUUGUUUGGAAGCUUUUUGGGCCAUCAUGCUUCCUAGGAAUUUUGGCAAUCCUGGUCGCUCAGGCCUUGAACGCCGUCAUUACUCGUACGCUUCUUCGUUGGGAGAGAGUGCGGAGACUCGCAACAGAUGCCAGACUUCAGAUAACUUCUCAAUUUGUCGAAGCACUUCGUCACUUGCGCUGGUAUGGCUGGCAGGACCACUGGUACCGGCAGGUUAUGGAUGCUAGGCAGUUGGAGCUGAACCUUCGUAUCACCACCAGCCUAUGGAGCAUCCUUAUUCGCUUCGUGAACACUUUUGCUAGCGGCGUGUUUCCUGUGGUGGCUCUGUAUGCCUACACUCUUCUGGCUGGUCAUCCUCUCCGCAUCGAUAUUAUCUUCCCUGCCUUGCAGCUAUUUACCAUGCUAGAGACCCGCCUUAGAGAUAUCCCUGGUCUCAUAACAGUACUGAUCAAUGCAUCUAUUGCAGUCGAAAGAAUAGAGGAUUUCAUGGCCGAGCCGGACAAGGAAACAUCUGCUACCGACCCCGCCGACUCUGCUUCGAUUCACCUACAGCAUUGCUCUUAUGCAUGGCCUGGUCGAGCCGUCCCGGUGCUCUCAGAUAUCAAUUUGAGGAUGACCGAGGGUCUGACAGUUGUUUCUGGUAAGGUAGGGGCCGGAAAAACGGCCCUACUGCAAGCGCUUCUCGGCGAGCUGGACAAGAUUGGCGGCUCUUCUAAAAUCCCCAAUGAGAUGGUGGGCUAUUGUGCUCAAACACCAUGGCUCCAGAGCAUGAGUAUACGAGACAACAUCCUUUUCUCCUCGCCAUAUGAUGAGCAAAGAUAUCAGAAAGUUCUGGAUGCAUGUGCCUUGCUUCCUGAUCUCGAGAAUUUCGAGCAUGGAGACCUCUCUUUUGUGGGCGAGAAUGGCAUUGGCCUUUCGGGCGGCCAGAAGGCCCGCGUUGCGCUGGCGCGAGCACUUUAUAGUACCGCUAGGAUUUUGUUGCUUGACGAUCCACUCUCUGCUCUUGAUCACAACACUGCUGAGAUCGUGGUUCGAAAGUGCUUUAUGGGUCCUCCGAUGCAAAAUCGCGUCGUCGUUCUCGUUACACAUCGUACCGCGCUGGUCAGUCAUAUUGCCGAUCAAAUAGUCCAUAUUGAAGAUGGUCGAGCUACAAUUCACGGUAAACAGGCUUUGUCUAUGGAUUCAGCCGCUGAUGAACAUGUUCAAUCACGUUCGGCAAAGACGGCCCUGGCCCAAAGUGAGAUUCAAGGCGCGCUUCGAGAGGCUGCGGCUUCGGCUCCGACACAGUUUAUCGAGGAAGAGCACCGUUCGGAAUGGGGUGUACAAGCCCGAGUCUAUUGGAACUACAUCAGGGCUGGAAGAUACAGAUGGUGGAUUUCACUAGUAUUCAUCUUGGCCAUUUAUCGAUUGACGUCGGUAGGACAAUCGUGGUUCCUAAAGGAGUGGGGUGAAGCCUACAACCAAACUCUCCAGGCGUUCAGCCAUUCUACCCCCGAAGGCAGAUAUUCCGCAGGAGAAUGGAUUGUACCGUAUGGAUGGUCCCAGGUGUUCCGUUGGAACCCAACCGAUCCACUGGAAAACCUGCCAGCACCAUUCGAAGACGUGCGUCCUUGGCUUCUGGUCUUCUUCGUGAUCACAACGUUUCAAUCGGCCAUGCUUCUGUUUGCGCAACUCUUGAUGCUGGUCAUUGUCUACUGCGCAGGCAAGAAGCUCUUUCAUGAGGUCAUGGUUCGAGUGAGCCAUGCAACUUUCCGCUUCUUCGAUGUCACUCCUAUCGGCCGCUUGAUGAACCGACUGACGUCGGAUAUUGGAGUGGUCGACGGAAAUAUUAGCGAACAAUUCCAAGCUAUUGCAUUCCAAGCCAUCACCUGGAUUUCCUCAAUUGUGGUCAUAGCAUCGGUGACACCAACAUUUCUUGGAGUCUCAUUCGCUCUCACUGCGGCGUUCAUUUUCACAUUUCUUCAAUUUCUGCCAGCGUCACAGAGCCUGCGACGUCUUGAGAUGGUGUCUCUUAGUCCUUUGAUCUCGAAUUUCGGCGAGCUCCUGCAUGGUCUGACGACUGUUCGCGCCUUCCACGCAGAAGAACGCUUCCAAAACAGAGUCAUUGCGGUCGUAGACAAAUUCCAGGGCAUGGAUCAUUUCUACUGGUCGCUUCAAAGUUGGCUAAUGUAUCGAUUUGAAACCCUAUCAGCUGCGUCCACAUUUUGCCUCACGGUUCUGGCAUUAUACACCAAUGUCACUCCAGGUCUUGCGGCCUUUGUCCUGAUAGCCGCCAACAACUUUGUCGUAUCCACUCAUGCUUUGUGCAAACAAUAUGGCCAGCUACAAAUGGACUUUGUCUCGGUUGAACGGAUCGAUGAGCUGCUUCACAUCGAGCAGGAGAAUCCAGGAACCAUUGAUCCCCCGGCAUCCUGGCCGCGGUUCGGGCAGGACCUCACAUUCGAAGACGUGACAAUUCGAUACGCACCGCACCUGGAGCCUUCACUCCGCAACAUUUCUCUUCGAAUCCCCGGAGGAUCCACGACCGCCAUCAUAGGCAGAACAGGAAGCGGCAAGUCCACGCUAGCCGUCUCACUACUCAGCGUCAUUCGCCCCGAAUCGGGCCGAAUCGUCGUCGACGGCAUCGAUAUCGCGCAAGUCAAUACCCAAGCGCUCCGCACCCGCGUCACAUUCGUUGCUCAAGAUCCUGUUCUCUUCCCCGGUAGCAUCCGGUUGAAUCUCGAUCCCACCGGUGAAUAUUCGGACGAGGAGUGUGCAGAUGUGCUGAAGCGUAUCUGUAGUCGGCAUGGCUGGAAUUUGCAGACGCACGUCGAAGCCGGUGGUCGCAACCUCAGUCAGGGUGAGCGGCAGCUGAUCGGUCUCACGCGGGCCGUCUUGCGUCACAGCCCAAUCGUCAUUCUCGACGAAGCCACAGCGUCCAUCGACCAUGAAAGCUCCCUUGAGAUUCAGCAGGUCAUAAGGGAGGAACUACGGGAGUCGACGGUUAUCACCAUUGCGCAUCGGCUGGAAGCGAUCAAGGACGCGAAUUACUAUGUCGUCCUAGACCAGGGGCGGGUGUCAAAGCAUGGCUAUGUCAAUGAUCAAGGUAUAUCUCAGAUCUCAUCGUAG